AUGAAGACGAACUACCGCACGGCCGGCAAGGGCCGCACCAAUCAGGUCAUCUGCGUGCGCUCCCAUGCCGCCCGCUUCUUCCUCUCCCACGAGAUCGAGAGAAUCUUUGGAUUCCCGCCCGAAUACACCAAGAUCCCCGCCGCCCGGUUCGCUGCUGUCAAGGCGGGGAGGAGAGGGUGGGGAGGGGGGAAAGCAGGGACGGGGAAAGGGCGAGAAAUUGGUACCAUGAAUUGGAAGGCAGUAUUUGAUGGGGUGAGGGAGGUGAGAGAGGAGGAGGGAGAGGAAGCGGAGGUGAGGGAGGUUAAGGAAAAGAGGAAGGUGAGGGGGGUUAGGGAGUUGAGGGGGUUGAGGGAGGUGAGUGAAAUGGAGGAGGUGAGAGGGAUGAGGAAGAUUGGUGCAUGCAUCGCUGGGGAAGGCGAGGGAGGUGCUGAGGGGUUUGAUGUGGUGGAAAGAGAUGGUGGGAAGUGGGUGUUAGGCAUUGAGGCAAAGGCGCGUGGCGGAAAGGGAAGAGGCAAGGGCGGAGAGGGUGGAAGGGGGGUGAUGGGGAAGAGGAAUGGAGGGGCAAGGGUGGAGAGACGUGGAGGGAAGAGGAGGAGGGUGCAGGAGGAGCGAGAUGGAGGAGGGUUGCGAGGGAGUGAGGUUCGGUGUGGUGCGGUGACAAGCGAUGCCUAUGAGGGUGCUGACGGUGAUGAGGUGAAGAGUGGUGGUAUUGGGGUACGGAAGCAUGAUAAUGCGGUGGAGAACGGUGGUGUGGUUUCCCCUUCCUUAUCUCACCUCUCUUCGCCUCUCCUCUCCUCUCUUCCUCUCUCCUCUCCUCUCUCCUCUCCUCUUUCCUCCCUCCCUCCCUUCCUCCCUCCCUCGCUCCCUCCUCCACUGUAUCACCUCAACACCAGGAGGAGGGGCGUGCAGCAGUGGGCCCAGGAGACACGGCGCAGGCGGAGCGGGGGUGGUGAGAGGGCGAGUGGGAGGGAGAAGGAGGAACAGGCGAGUGCAGGGCAGGAGAGAGGGCAGGAGGAGCUGCAGGAGAGGGACCGAUGGGGCCUGCUGGGGAACUCCUUUCCAGUGGCCGUGAUAUCGUACCUGCUCACACCGCUGCUCUCCCCGUCGCUGCGCCACUCCGCUCCCCCCUGUGCGCUGCCUGCCUGUGUGCCGCCCCAUGUCACCCGCGCCAAGUGUGCCCUCAUGGUCCCUGGGGAGGAGACUCACACCGCCACCAGCCUCACUGUCUUCAGCCACAGGGUGCGGAGGGUGCGCAGGGUAGCGGGCGGGCCAGGCAGGAGUGUGCAUGCGGUGUAUCCGCAGCCAGGCACUGUGUGGGCACUCAAGUGGCCCUUCAAACGCGACUUCUCCCUCGUUCCGUUCUUUGCUUCUGCGAGCACACGACUGCCUUGUGCAUGCUAA
Messenger RNA from Closterium sp. Yama58-4, 1401 nucleotides. Lineage: Eukaryota; Viridiplantae; Streptophyta; Zygnematophyceae; Desmidiales; Closteriaceae. The record is from the annotation of a GenBank genome assembly.